Auanema sp. JU1783 is the source of this 363-nucleotide messenger RNA. Lineage: Eukaryota; Metazoa; Nematoda; Chromadorea; Rhabditida; Rhabditidae. The record is from the annotation of a GenBank genome assembly.
AUGGAAAAUAAAUCAGCGGAUAUCAAUCAGCCGAUUGAUAUAAACGAUGUCUAUAAUCCAUUACCUAUAAUUCUAAUCGUAUUCUUAGUAGUCUAUCUCUGUAUCGUAUUCAUAGCCUUUGUUUUAGUUUUAAAACUAUGUCCGGGAAAAUUAAAACAAAAACCUUCGAACUUCAGCAUACCACUACCUCCGACAUUUAUGGAUUGUUCUUUCAUAACCAUUUGUUUUCCAUGUUUAGAUUGUAGUUUACGAAGUUUGUUACGAGCUCUCUGUCCGAGCAGGGAAAAGUUAGAAAGGCUCAAAGCGAACUGCUCAUGUCAACGACCCGAUCAGUGGGAUUUCGUUUGUUGUGUUUGUGUUUGA